UGAGAAGCAAAUCAUUCACAAAUUUUGCCAUAUUCGCUAAAACAAAUCGCGUUAUCUAUACUUUUCACGCAUUGCUUUUUAUAUUUUUCAUCCAAAUUCAAACAUACGGAGUCUGCUUGAUCCAACCUUAACGUCUGCACUUCCUUUCAAUUUUAGUUUCCGUCCUUUUCCUCCUCAACACGCAAUACCCAGGUUCGCUCGGAGGGCAGAAAGUGCAUAUCGCCUACGGUCGAGAGGAGCAGACCGUUUCGCCCCGAGUGCGGCGAGUGCACGGGAGUGCAGGAGAAACGAGCAGAACAGGCGCGCCUCCUCUCCCGACUCCGCCGCCGACGAUGUUUGUGCGUGCCUGGCACGACUGCCGUGCCACUGUCGCGCUCGCCGUUCCCGUCGUCGCGUGAGAAGACAAGGCUCGCGUUCGCCGCGCGACACCACGGUGCGAUAGCGUCUACCCCGACACAGUGCGAGCGUGCCGAGCCGUGCCGUGCCUGCUGUGCUAUCCCGCGCGACAUGUCAAGUCAAAUAUGCCUAAAGUGGAACAGUUUUCUCAGCAAUAUCGCGACCAGCUUCGAGAGCCUGUGGGAGGAAGAGGGUCUAGUGGACGUGACUCUCGCCAGUGACGGACAGUGUCUGACGGCGCACAAGGUGAUACUAUCGGCCAGCAGUCCCUUCUUCAAGAAGGUCUUCCAGACAAACCCAUGUCAGCAUCCAGUUAUAAUACUUCAAGAUGUACAUUUUAGUGAAUUGGAGGCACUACUUAUAUUUAUAUACAAAGGAGAGGUGAAUAUCGAGCAGAAGAACUUACCUGCGCUUUUGAAAGCUGCAGAAACAUUACAAAUUCGGGGUCUGUCCGGUGGAGACAUCUUCGCGAAGGAGUCGUAUAAAAGACUGGCUGAACUAGAGCAGGCUGUGGCCGAGGAUGCACCGUUGACUAAAGAGGAGACACCUAAGAAGAAACAGAAAGUCAGCAAACAGCAGAAUAAUUCUAUUUUGGAGAAAGCACUGACACCUAGAAUACCGCAGUCGGAGAAUACAAAUGAAUCCGCGGCGAGUGAUCAGAGCGGGAAAGACGGAGAUUACACGUUGCCCGAGACAUUGCCCAACCCAGUGUAUCAUCGUUUGGAGAUGAAAAUAGAACCAUUGGAAAUGACGGUGGAAGACAUCCAGAAACGAUCUCCGUUAGAUAAGGACGCAGUGGAGAGGCUAGACACGGAACAGUCGGAUGGGAAUCAAGGGUCUGGGAACAGCCCUGCUGAAGACAUUUCCGGUUUAUCGGGCUUGUCCGGGCUAAGUGGAUUCUCGGACGUCAAGCCGCUGCUUUACGCGUAUCAGCAGCUACCUUACGCCGAUCUUCUGCCGAGUCCGGACAUAAUCUCCACUUGGGCGUCCUCGCGGCCGAUGGAUCACCUGGCAUGCGACCUUAUGAAGAUCCUCUUCACGCCGGAGGAGAGGAUCCUCUGCAACGUCAACGGCAAGAUGGGCAAGCAGCAGUUCGACAGCAACAAAAUACACCUGAUCCGCGAGGUUCUCCUGCACUUCAGCGGCAUCGCGCCCAACAGCAUCGAGUGGGAGGAGGCGUGGAAGAAUUGCGUAACCAAAAUCGACACUAGCAAUAGGGGCUUAAAAAGGUAUCUGUUUCAGAGGCGAUCGUCGUCGUCGAAGCCGACUGUGACGGUGAUAGCCGAGGCUCGCCACGCUUCUCCAGAACCACAGACGCGUCUGGAAGGAGAUCCGAUCGAGCAAAGUUCCCUGUGGGACGGCUCGAAACGUGCGGAGGAUCCGUUGCCGUCUAAUUUGCGGGGUCGUUUUCAUGGCGAGCAAGCGUUUGCUCAGGCAGAGUCCUCGGGUUUCCUCGUGGGACACAGUGCUGGAGCCUCGCAGCCCGGCUUCCCCGCGUUAGCCGAGUCCUACGGCACGGAUCUGUCGGAGGAGACGAUAAAAGGUGGGCCGGCUUACCCACCGUUUCCGUGUCCUUUCUGCGACAGGGCAUACACGAGCUGGGGCUUUCGCAGAAGGCACAUAAAAGCUGUCCACACUAUCUCGCCGUCCCUCAAUUGCAAGUGGUGCUUACAAGUCCUCCCCACUCACGCGGCCUGGAGACGGCACGUGAUAUCGGCGCACAAUCUAUCGGACAGCGACGCGCACAACGGUCUCUUGAUCUUGGAAGAGGCGCAUAUGGUUCUGCAAAUAGCACGUCCUACCAGAUUGGACACAUUGGUCAAUAUCAUCAAGCAGAGUUCCCAGCAGAAUAAUAGUCACGAGACCGCUCAGCCGGACAAAGAUUAGACGAUCGCAAAUCGAGCACGAGAGCACGCUCUCGAUCUCGUGGACUCCUCGCUGCGAAUUUGGUGCCGGUAAAACUCACGGAUCUUCACAGGAAGCGAAAAAGAAUUGUCACGCCCGAAGCUUAUGCAAAAUGAUCUUCUUGUACUCGAGAAUUUUAAUUUAUUAGAGAUGUAAAAUGUGUUUUUUUUUUUUAUUCAUAUUUAUACGUUACUUCAAGAGAUGUUAAUAUAUCCGUCCACAGUCAUGUAUAUGUGUGUGUAUGUGAGAAUUUAAGAGACUUACGUUGUAUUAUUAUUUAUUACUUUUCGUUCGA
This is a messenger RNA of Dinoponera quadriceps, 2596 nucleotides long. RefSeq lists its product as uncharacterized. The coding region runs from base 508 to 2283 and encodes 591 amino acids. Gene Ontology annotation, molecular function: protein binding; DNA binding. Gene Ontology annotation, cellular component: nucleus. NCBI's taxonomy places the organism in Eukaryota, Metazoa, Arthropoda, Insecta, Hymenoptera, Formicidae. Gene Ontology annotation, biological process: regulation of transcription by RNA polymerase II. The record is from RefSeq and is a predicted model, not a curated record. The transcript is spliced from 6 exons.